AGUUCCACCCCCAACGAUAAUUACAGCUGCGUUCCGAUAACAGUCAGCAGGCACAUCUCUGUUAAUUUAUAGCAAAAAAAAACAAAUAUUCAGAAAAACAACAUUCAAUUGUUUGUUUUGAUCAAAUUGCAACGUAAUCCAGAGUUUACUCCACAGCGGUUUCGGAAUUACAUAGAAAUCCCUAGAGCGAAGUCCCUCGAGAAUGUCCUGGCAAAGUGUUCCCCAGUAUCCCCAAUACCAAGAUCCCAACCAGCAGUACAACUAUGGCGGCGGUUAUCCCCCGCAGGGAGGAUAUGGUGGAUAUCCACCUCAGGGCGGCUAUCCACCUCAAGGACCGCCACAAGGCUACCCACCCUAUGCUCAAGGAGGUGCUCAACCCUAUCCACAGCCCUACGGACAGGGCCCUCCACCGGGAGGUUAUGCUCCCCAGCCGGGAUUCAUCCAACCACCACCAUCUGCUGGCGGCUACGGAGCCUACGAUGAUCCGGAGAGCCAGCCCAAGAACUUCUCGUUUGACGACCAAAGCAUCCGUCGCGGAUUCAUACGUAAGGUGUACCUGAUUCUGAUGGGACAACUAAUCGUCACUUUUGGAGCUGUUGCCCUGUUUGUAUUCCACGAGGGCACAAAAACCUUUGCCAGGAAUAACAUGUGGCUCUUUUGGGUUGCCCUCGGCGUGAUGUUAGUAACCAUGCUGUCUAUGGCUUGCUGCGAAAGUGUGCGCCGCCAAACUCCGACGAACUUCAUAUUCUUGGGUCUGUUUACAGCAGCUCAGUCGUUCUUAAUGGGAGUUUCCGCAACCAAAUAUGCGCCGAACGAGGUUCUCAUGGCGGUGGGCAUAACAGCAGCGGUUUGCUUGGCCCUAACGAUCUUCGCCUUGCAGACCAAGUACGACUUUACUAUGAUGGGCGGUAUUUUGAUCGCCUGCAUGGUGGUGUUCCUGAUCUUCGGCAUCGUGGCCAUCUUUGUCAAGGGAAGGAUCAUAACACUGGUGUACGCCUCGAUUGGAGCGCUGCUCUUCUCCGUUUACCUCAUCUACGACACACAGUUAAUGAUGGGCGGCGAGCACAAGUACUCUAUCAGUCCCGAGGAGUACAUCUUUGCGGCACUAAACCUCUACCUGGACAUUAUCAAUAUCUUCAUGUACAUUCUGACUAUAAUCGGAGCAUCGCGCGACUAAGUUCCGCUCUAUUUCCAAAUAUUGUUUACAGUUUAAUCGGGUUAUUCAGUAGCCUGGAAUACACGAAUAUUGUUGUCGCGUAAUCUCAUCGGUGUGCUCCCCCAGUGGAGGCAAUCUUCAACUAACGAAUUACUCAAAUACUUACAAAUCUAUCUACUUCGUGUUGUGUUGCCAAUUUCCCGUUUCCUUCUAGUUCUAAAUGUCAGCUAAGGGUAUAUGAACUAACUUUUUGUUAUGUAUGUUUUAUUCUUGCUUAAGUUGAGGCGCAAACCAAGUGGAUAUUUCCAAAUUUAAAAAGAAAAUUAUAAAUAUGUAUGUAUACCAAAUGAUAUGCCAUUCAGAUACACGAAACAACAAUAAAUAGUCACGUAUAAACAUA
Messenger RNA from Drosophila simulans, 1556 nucleotides. It is a transcript of the gene Nmda1, whose product is annotated as protein lifeguard 1. Gene Ontology annotation, cellular component: membrane. Bases 203 to 1177 code for a protein of 324 amino acids. NCBI's taxonomy places the organism in Eukaryota, Metazoa, Arthropoda, Insecta, Diptera, Drosophilidae. The record is from RefSeq and is a predicted model, not a curated record. The transcript has 5 exons.